CAGCUAUCCUUCUUUCAAUGUUCUCGGAGCGUCCCAAUUUCCAGAGAAACUACUUACCCAUAACCCAAACCCUCGGUCUGCAGAGUAAAACCUAUCCUCCCCACAGCCUCGGAGUGUUCUUCGCUUCUUCACUUCAAGGAGCUGCAGAAAAAGAUCCCAGAUAUACCGGACGAAGGUCUGGAUGCCUACAUGAGGGCGGUGAGACACUACGCCCCGCUGUAUACGAAGAGUCCAAACCUAGGAAAAAUACACGGCUUUGGGUGUAUUCCUCUCAACAACUUCAAGUCGAGGACCCAUGUUGGCGCACGGUUUUACGUUUGCUGCAGGAUGUGCGAGACUUUUUCAAUAUAGUAGGCUUCGAGCCUGUGGCACACGCACUGCUCAAAUGAGACGUGGCUGGGCUCGUAGAUGUCGAUGAACCCUCGUCCGAGAUGGAAAGCAAGCAUUAUUCGGAGUACAGAUAGUUCAACGUUCAACUGUUCAAAAAAUUUGCAGUCGAAAACACAAGCACAAAACGCAUCAAGCUUUUUCACCAGAAAAAGAAAGGUUGGCUGAUUUUGAAAAACGGAAAGUUACAAAAGGAUUUUAGGUCAAUACCCAUAAAUUGGUCAAACGGGUCAAAUUUCAGGUUGGUUUCCCGUACGAAACACGCCGCCCUGGAGGAUAGUCGUUGAUGUAAGAGAAACUCAUAGCGACUCACGUGAAAUCUUUAAACCGCCGGUGUUCGAACCUUGAAGAUUGAAGAGUUGAAGUUCCGAGGCAACGGCAAUUGUAGAAGUGGACGACGCCGAAAGACGCGAUGGAGAUGCGG
Molecule: messenger RNA, 811 nt
Organism: Marasmius oreades (fairy-ring Marasmius)
Lineage: Eukaryota; Fungi; Basidiomycota; Agaricomycetes; Agaricales; Marasmiaceae
Exons: 5
Coding region: 18-389 (123 amino acids)
Source: RefSeq, a predicted model, not a curated record